AUGUGGAGGCGAGAACCCACAAUACUUGACGUCUUUGGCAACACAUAUCUUCCUGAAGCAAUUAAAAUUCAUCCAGAGUACACUGGAAGCGUAGAUCCAGUUAAGCGUGCGAUUUUUGAUAUUGCUGUUAUCAAGCUCUUAACUACCAUUGAUUACAAUGACUACCAAAAAAGAGUAUACUUACCAACUAGAAACGUUUUAACUGGUGAUGUUGGUAUGCUUAGUGGUUGGGGAUCAGUAUCAUUAUCUCCAAUUCAAUUUUCCAACAAGCUCCAAGCAGCUUGGAUGACGAUUCUUGAUCUUCCAUCUUGUUCGACAAGAAUUGAUCAUCCAUUAUCUAUAGAUCAAUUUUGUGCUUAUCAAAGACCAGGAGUUGGUGCAGCCAUUGGUGAUAGUGGGAAUCCAUUGAUCAUUAACAAUAAAGUAGUUGGUCUACUAUUAGCUUCUUAUCCGUUUGCUACAGGUGAACCUGAGCUGUACUUAAAUGUUUACAUGCAUGUAAGCUUCAUCAGAAAUAUCAUAGAAAAGCAUUAAAUUAAUGAAAUUAAGGAUAAGAAGAUUUUAGUUAAUUUUCAUAAAUAAUAAA
Messenger RNA from Ceratosolen solmsi marchali, 586 nucleotides. RefSeq names its product chymotrypsin-1-like. The transcript is spliced from 4 exons. Gene Ontology annotation, cellular component: secretory granule. Lineage: Eukaryota; Metazoa; Arthropoda; Insecta; Hymenoptera; Agaonidae. Gene Ontology annotation, molecular function: serine-type endopeptidase activity. The coding region runs from base 1 to 534 and encodes 177 amino acids. Gene Ontology annotation, biological process: proteolysis. The record is from RefSeq and is a predicted model, not a curated record.